Molecule: messenger RNA, 1120 nt
Organism: Arabidopsis thaliana (thale cress)
Lineage: Eukaryota; Viridiplantae; Streptophyta; Magnoliopsida; Brassicales; Brassicaceae
Product: 2Fe-2S ferredoxin-like superfamily protein
Exons: 4
Coding region: 80-427 (115 amino acids)
Biological process (GO): P450-containing electron transport chain
Molecular function (GO): 2 iron, 2 sulfur cluster binding; iron-sulfur cluster binding
Source: RefSeq, marked reviewed
UUUAGCUUUAGUUUCUGGAAUCUUCGUACCAAAGUCGCCGGAGAUCGGAAGCUAACACGGGAAGAUUUAGCCGGAAGAAAUGGCUUCGUUAGGUUUCAACCUCGGCUUCACCUUCUCCAAUGCACAAAUUCAGCAGCAUCGAAAAGUUUCCGGAGGUGGAAGAGCUCGCGUAAUCUCCUGUAACAGCUCUUCUUCUUCUUCUUCUCAAGCAUCAUCUCCUCAGGGGAUUUCUGCAGUGACGCCUCUUGAGAUAGAGCUCGAGUUCUUCGGUCCGAAGCCGGGUAGCGACGGGUCAUAUCCGGUAGAUAAAGCAAAGGCUGUGAGUGGAGAUAAGCUUCUCAGAAGCAUUAUGCAGGAUAACAAAAUUGAACUCUACGCUGCUUACGUGAGUUAUGUUGAUUUCUCUCUCUUUAAUUACGAAAUUUAACUUCAGAUUUUCUCAAUCUUAAUACAUUGAUUGAUUUGAUGUUUGAACUAGUUUCUGGAAUAAUUUAGUAGACAAUGAAAAUAUUUAGUUCUAGAUUUUGAUGUGAGGAGAUGGUUUGUUGAAGGCUUAUGUAAACUUUGGAUUUUGGUCAAUUUGUGAUGAUUAGGGGAAAGUGAUGAACUGUGGUGGUGGAGGAAGCUGUGGAACUUGCAUUGUGGAGGCAAGUGACUUCAUACAAUGUUAAUUAGAUUCUGAUUAUGAAUUUAUGAGCUAUGAUUGUUCUAGCAUUCAUGGAUAUCAAUGGAGGAAAAUAGAUUUGUGUUUGGUCUUCUUAUGAUGACCAGUAACUCAAAGCAAAAAAAUACACAUUUGGUCUUCUUGUGUGCAGAUACUCGAUGGCAGAGAUCUUCUGAAUGAGAGAACAGAUACAGAAAACCGGUACCUGAAAAAGAAGCCGGAAUCUUGGAGACUCGCAUGUCAAACAAUAGUAGGGAACAAAGAAAACUCAGGAAAGGUUGUCGUGCAGCGGAUUCCACAGUGGAAGAAGUGAAUUAAUGUAAAGGUUAUUUGUCUCAGAUUUAUGUGUAUAUAACACAUCUCUGUAUGAAUGUUGUCUCGUAUUAAUGGAAGAUUCGUUUGUCUAGACGUAUUUUUCUUUAGUUCUUGGAUAUGUGGUGCCAUGAUAGUGAAAUU